ACUCUUGCCCCCAUCAGAGAUAAUUAAUGUCUCUGGCAACAGUUCCCUGUGGGAUAGUAGCUUCGGUACUGCCAUCCUUAGAAACCGGUACUUUAUGACACAUGAAAUACAAACGGUGGACUGAGAAAUACGCACAGUUUCGUUUCUUUGUGCUGUUUGCUGACCACUGUUCUGUGCUGGACUGCGUCAAACGUGUUUUGUGGAAAAUACAUAGCAUAUAUUCAAGAUUUUCACAAGACUGGUAGUAUGGAAUGGCUGUAGUCCUGUGUGGACCCGACAUCAUUUUCUACAGUAACCAGACUUACGGCUUUUCUCAAACCUGGCUUGCAGAAGAGCAUUCUUCACAAGUAUAAUUUGAAAGCUGACUUUGGCAACGAUGUUCUGUGUGGUGAUUCACGCAUGGCGAGAUUAUUAAAGGAUUGGAUGUCUGCCCUCUUGUGGUAGGCAGCUGGUACUGGUGUAUACCUGAAGGACGACUAAAAAAAGGAUGCCCGAUGUGAUAGUUUGUGAAUUCUGAUUAGGAGCACAGCUCCUAAACAAUACACUGGAAAAGUCACCUCAGAAAGCAAAAGAAAAAUUUUCAUUUACAGCAUGUGCAAAUUGAUUUACAAUUAUGAAUUUGUAAUGACAGAGGAAUGAUAUGGAGCAUCCUUUGAACUGUACUGAGCUUUGUAGAUCUAUGGAUUGUACUACUAAUCCAGAAAUGAAAGAUGAAGAUAAUUGGCAUGUUCUACAGCAGCUAUGCAAACUGUUGAAUGAGACCACUUCUGAAGAUGCAAAUGUCUCACCCGUUCUUUAUGGUGUGAUGUGUACCCUAUUGUCAUCUGGUAUUGCACUCUCAGUCCUAUUUAUGAUUUUCACAAUCAAAUUUAAAAGAAACAGGAUUGUGAAAAUGUCCAGUCCAAACUUAAAUGUAGCAACAUUAUUUGGCAGCACGUUUACAUACAUAAGUGGAUACCUCUUUGGGAUUGAAAAGCAAAUUGCAGCUCCAGGGACCAGUUUGGAAAUUAUAUUCCAGAUGAGAAUAUGGAUACUCUGUAUUGGGACUUCCUUAGUUUUUGGACCUAUACUAGGAAAAAGUUGGAGACUGUACAGGGUGUUUACUCAGCGGGUUCCAGAUAAAAGAGUGAUUAUAAAAGAUAUUCAACUGCUGGGAUUGGUUGCAGGUUUGAUAUGUGCAGACAUCCUUAUUUUAACAACAUGGAGAUUUGCUGAUCCAAUUUAUUGCAUAAAAACACUCAGUGCUGCUCUAAAGGUAGCAGAGAAGAACAUCACUUACUCCGUGAUGAACACAGGAUUCUGUGCCUCAGCAUACUCUGAUCUGUGGAUGAUUUUGAUCUUAAUUCUUAAGGGCAGCCUACUUCUGUAUGGCACUUAUCUAGCAGGACUGACAAGCAAUGUGAGUUCCCCUCCUGUAAACCAGUCUCUGACCAUCAUGGUAGGAGUAUGUCUCAUCACCUCGACGACCCUUGUUACUGUUCCUGUUGCACGAUCCUUUUCCUUGUGGCCCAACUUGGUGUAUGUACUUAUCUCAGGAGGAAUCUUCACCUGCACAACGACUAUCAACUGCCUUAUCUUCAUUCCUCAGCUGAGGCAGUGGAAGCAGUUUCAAAGUGAAGAAACACAGUCAGUCAGUCAGAUGGCAAAAUAUCUGCACAGCCCCAGUAAGAGUUUCAUGUACAGUGAUGAGCAGAUCUUCUACCUACUGGGAGAAAACAAUACCAUGAAACAACUUCUCAGUGAAAAAAAUGCUGUGAUUGAAGGCCUGCAAGAGCAAGUCAGUAACGCAAAAGAGAAACUUAUGAGACUAAUGUCAUCUGAGUUCAUCUAUGAACACAAAGAUUCUGUGUCCUCUUCCGACUGCAACACACCAUUUAACUGUUCCAAUAAGAUUAAAUCCAAGUCAGAGGAUCAAGGCAAAGAAAUUCUUGAUAACCAAGCAAAUGGGAUAUCAACACGAGGCUCCUUGGAGCAAACAUCUCAUUCACUGAAUUGUCAUGUUGCUACUUCUAAUUUAGGCCAUGACCCAGAGCAUUCUUUAGAGCUUCAAAAUGCCAGUAGUCACACACUCAGCCAGAAUACACAACGUGACAGUACAGGUGACCAGGAGCAGAGCUGUAGUGCUGACAGUGGGUUUGAACAAACAGGUUCUAUGAUAACAGCAGAUCACUCUGAUAUUCACUGUAAAGAGCUGACUUACCAUGCUGAGAACUACAGUACAUUCACCACUAAGGUUGUAGGUUCACACGGGGAACCUGAGUCUAAAUAUCAGAAAGUUGCUGCUAAUUUAGUUACAGCCAGAGAAGUGGCACCAAAGGUGAAUAAACACAGUUAUGUUAGCAGUGAAAAACUGCAAGAAAUUUUACAGGAAUUAAGUAUUGACAAUGCGUGUUCCAUUAGAUCAAGCAGAUCAAAACAAAUUGCAAACCCUGUCCAACAUGAAUUAACUGACCACAGACAUAGAUUUCAACAUAGUUCUCCAGGUAUGAUAAAAAACAGAAAGCCACAUGUGUGCCCGGUCCUUUACAGUCAAUCUCAGUGUUAUUUUCAGAAUGCAAAGUUUAUGAAUAAAGAUGUCAGGAGACGAAAUUUAAAUGGACUAAGGACUUUGCAGAGUACUGUUGACCCAGUUCCAAUACACACUACAACUUAUUCUGCAGCUGCAGUCGUUAACGAUGACAGAGGUUCUAGCCCUUCAUCCUCACUUGUUAAGAAGUCAGAUGCUGAAAUGAAAGGCAGGAAGAGUUCUUCAGCUGGGGAACCACAAGUUGAAAACUGGUCUAAUAAUGUAGGAUUUAAUGAAGUUUCUGAUUAUUGUGAUCAAGCAAAAGUAUACAACAGAAGACCUCAUUCCAGUCACCAAGUAACAAUUCCAAAGUUUGGUCAACAGGAAACUGAAGGGCUAACAAGACCAGAAAAAUCAUAUCCAUAUGAUUAUUCAGACUCUGAAUCAACUAGCUCUGAUGAGUCAGGUUGCUGCUGCUGCCAAAACCCUUACUGUGAGGAUUGUGUGCAGCGACCCUAUAUCUCUAGUGAAAGUUGUACCUCAGAAACAUCAGACAGUGAACACCAUGAUCGUGCCUUUCACUGGCCUACAGAUUACAUCACCUCUCAGCCUGUUGUUAACUUCAAAGAUGACCUAAGGCCUACUUUUGUUUAAGCAGCUGUAAGCAGUUCAUAUUUAAAUGUAAUCCACUACUUAGAAUUUAUAUUUGCACUAUUCUUGGAAUGAAAUGACCUUGUACUACUGUGUUUAUGUUAGCUGUGUAUUUUUUUUUUUGAAAUGCAUAUAGCAAAAUAUUACUGUUCUGCAGUUUAAUAAUG
This is a messenger RNA of Protopterus annectens (West African lungfish), 3324 nucleotides long. RefSeq names its product G protein-coupled receptor 156 (gene GPR156). Gene Ontology annotation, cellular component: G protein-coupled receptor heterodimeric complex; membrane. Gene Ontology annotation, molecular function: G protein-coupled GABA receptor activity. The record is from RefSeq and is a predicted model, not a curated record. Gene Ontology annotation, biological process: G protein-coupled receptor signaling pathway; gamma-aminobutyric acid signaling pathway. NCBI's taxonomy places the organism in Eukaryota, Metazoa, Chordata, Ceratodontiformes, Protopteridae. The transcript has 10 exons. Bases 641 to 3160 code for a protein of 839 amino acids.